UUCUCUCAAGCAUCCGACAGCCACCCACCCGCAUCUACCACCCCAACAAAUGCUCUUCGCUUCUGAGAUUUACAGUUCGUGCUCGUGACACAGUGAUGCCAAAGCGUGCGAGUGUGCGUGUGUGUGUGUGUGCCAGUGUAACCGUUAAUCGGGUUUGAAAUAUUUCAAAUACAAAAAAAUCUUUUCGAAUAAAAAAGAAAUCAAACGGAUGAGAUGCCUCAAUCGCUGCCGCAGACCAUCGGUAACGGAACAAAAGGCAUCUAGAGAGCAAUUGUUAAAUUAACAGAGAUUAAAGAUUGAAACAAAGAAACGAGAUAUCUCUGCCGGUGUGCCCCUGCCAGUGUGCUAAGUGAUACAAUUCUCCUCUCAUCUGUGCAUGUCUGUGCGUGUCCACCCGCGUGUGUGAGUGCCAGUGUUAUCUGUCUAACAAUUAAUUAGCAUUUAAAUCGCUCAUUUAUCUAACGUUAGACCAUCCAUCCGAAAGGCCCUAAUCAAACAGCUCCAAAGAAAAACGUGAAAGGUGAAACGCUGAACCCAAGAAAGGGGGAGAACGAGAGGCGAAAACGAAACAACAAAUUUGUAAAGAAUCGUUGAGAAAGCAGUAGAGGAACACCCGCAAUCAAAAUGUUUGGCCAACACACUUUGCUGGCCGCUCUGCUCGUCAUCGGCACAUUGAAAGAUUUCAUUACUGGCCUGCGACUGGUCGAGGUCCGCAUACCGAAUUACGUGAUUAAGGGCUCAGCGGCGCAGCUGGAAUGCCUCUACGAUCUGGACGGAGAGGCCCUGUACUCGGUGAAAUGGUAUAAGGAUGGCAACGAGUUCUAUCGCUAUGUGCCCAGGGAUAUGCCGCCGGCUCAGACCUUCCUGCUCCCAGGUGUUAAAGUUGAUUUGCACAACUCAAGCGACGCGAUUGUUACGCUGCGCGACGUCAAUCUAAACUCGGCGGGACGGUUCCGUUGCGAGGUUUCCGGUGAGGCGCCAUCCUUCCAAACGGUCACCGAGCAUGGCGAUAUGGUUGUUGUGUCUCUGCCGGACCAGGGACCACCGAAGAUAAGUGGCGGGCGUCCGCGCUAUCAGAUUGGCGAUUGGGUGCGCAUCAACUGCACGGCCGGACGCUCCAAGCCGGCCGUGGAUCUGUCGUGGUUCGUCAAUGGAGAGGCCGCCGAGCCGCAGAAGCUGCGCAAGUACGACACCAUCGUGUCGGGACGCGACCAUCUAGAGACCUCCGUGCUGGGCCUCCAGUUUCGAGUGGAGCAAAAGCAUUUCCGCAACGGCGACAUGAAGUUAAAGUGCGUGGCAUCGCUGUCGACAUUGUAUUGGCGCAGCAACGAGGAGUCCGUCGAGGGCGAUCGCCCACAGAAGGCGCCCGUCCUCGAGUCGCGCGAAACCGUCUACGCCAGCAACUCACGCGCCGAUCCCGUCCAAGGUAUGUCAUACCGGGAAUUAUUUGUUACCAAAAUCUUAUCGCUUUUCAUUCAAACAAAUGCAGCCAGCAAAUCGGACUCGCUCCUGUUGGCCCGUGCGCCCAGUGCCCUGCUCCUGCUGGCCCUGGCCGCGGUGACAGCCCUGGCGGGUGGAGGCGGCAUCUCUGUCGCACGGCACAGCCACUCCAAAAAUAAAGAUCAUCAAGAACAUGAUGAGAAUGGGCAAGAACAAGAGAAUGAUAAAAAGAGCGAGAGAGUAACUGCUGACGUGGACGGUGGCGAAGCGGAGGAGCUUUUGGUGAGUGAGUUGCUGGCGUUGGAGUUGGACUUGCAGAGGAGCGCGAGCCGAAGCUCAGCGACGCAGGAGCAGCAGCAGCAGCAGCAGCGGGGAAUGACGGUGACUGCACGGUAGCUGCAUUAAGGGGGGAUUCCUCACCCUCCCACACCGUUUUCACCGAUUUUUCCGUCUUCGCUUUGCAUAAAAAAAACUGAAAAAAAAAACUCAACAUAAAAGAGAAAAUCAAAAAAA
Drosophila subobscura is the source of this 1953-nucleotide messenger RNA. RefSeq lists its product as uncharacterized. The record is from RefSeq and is a predicted model, not a curated record. The transcript has 6 exons. The coding region runs from base 625 to 1836 and encodes 403 amino acids. Lineage: Eukaryota; Metazoa; Arthropoda; Insecta; Diptera; Drosophilidae.